This is a messenger RNA of Tauraco erythrolophus (red-crested turaco), 830 nucleotides long. The record is from RefSeq and is a predicted model, not a curated record. NCBI's taxonomy places the organism in Eukaryota, Metazoa, Chordata, Aves, Musophagiformes, Musophagidae.
UUGGCUCCACGGCCAUCGGGAUCCAGACCUCGGAGGGCGUCUGCCUGGCCGUGGAGAAGAGGAUCACCUCCCCGCUCAUGGAGCCCAGCAGCAUCGAGAAGAUUGUGGAAAUCGAUUCCCACAUAGGGUGUGCCAUGAGCGGCUUGAUAGCGGAUGCAAAGACUUUAAUCGAUAAAGCCAGAGUGGAGACUCAGAAUCACUGGUUCACCUACAACGAAACCAUGACGGUAGAGAGCGUGACGCAGGCCGUGUCCAACCUGGCGCUGCAGUUUGGCGAGGAGGACGCGGACCCCGGGGCGAUGUCUCGUCCCUUCGGUGUCGCGCUGCUUUUUGGAGGAGUCGAUGAGAAGGGACCCCAGCUGUUUCACAUGGACCCGUCGGGGACGUUUGUUCAGUGUGAUGCCAGAGCAAUCGGCUCCGCCUCGGAAGGCGCGCAGAGCUCUCUGCAGGAGGUUUACCAUAAGUCCAUGACGCUGAAAGAAGCCAUCAAAUCUUCCCUUGUCAUCCUGAAACAAGUUAUGGAGGAGAAACUGAACGCAACCAACAUCGAGCUUGCCACGGUGGAGCCGGGAAUGAAGUUCCACAUGUACACAAAAGAGGAGCUCGAGGAGGUCAUCAAGGAUAUUUGAACAAGAGAGACUCCCUCAAAGGCUCGUUCCCCACCUAUCAAAGCGAACUGACUCUCGGUUCCAGCCAGUACCCGUGAUUUUAUUUUCCAGCAGCAUCUGUAAUUGCUCUUCUUCGAAGGCUCCUGAGGUUUUUUUACAGUUUCUGUACAUAACUGAUCUCUGCAAUGAGAGGAAAUGAGAAUAAAUCAUUUUGUUACUCUA